GAUCGCUUGAGCCUGAGAGUUCCAGAUCAGCCUGGGCAACAUAGUAGGACCCCAUCUCAAAAAACACAUUUUUUCCAGUGAAGACACCCUUCUCACCAGAACAUGCCUCUCACCAAGGAUCUCCUUUAUCCCUCUCUGGGAGAGGAGAACAGGAAACACAAGAAGCACCAGGUGCCGAGCCCCAGUUCCUACUUCAGGAAUGUGAAAUGCCCAGGAUGCUAUAAAAUUGCCAUGGCCUUUAACCACACACAGGCGGUGCUUUUGUGUCUUGGCAGCUCUGCUGUCCUCUGCCAGCCCACAGGAGGAAAGGCAAGACUUAUAGAAGGGUAUUCCUGCAUAAGAAAGCAACACUAAAGGAACCCUGAAUCAAGAUGAAUGGGAUAUGAUCCCACUAAGCGCAUUCUUAUUAAAUAAACAACAAACAUAGAUUUCUUUUAGCUGUUAAUUAACAUUCAGUGUGGUGGUGACAAUGUUGGGGAUGUCUGGGAGAUCGGGCUUCUGCAUUUAUUUCUUCUAUUCUCAGGUAGCUAUCUGCUCAUAAGGCAUACAUUCUACUUCAUUCAUGCCAUUUCUUCAGAGAUUUUCUUGUCUAGUUGCUUUUCUAAAUUGAAAUCUCAUCAUUUUUACCUUCAUAUUGUGCUUUUUUUUCAUAGUAUUUAUCAAUACCUGAGAUUUUUAUAUAUUUAUUUUUUUACUGUCUUUUUCUCCCACUAGAUUGUAAGCUCCAUGACAGCAGGGACAUGGUCACUCAUGUUUUGUUCACUCAUGUUUUCCCAGCACCCAAAACAACAACUAGGAGAUGCUUAAUGAACAUUGGUUGAAUUAAUUUGAUUGAGUGAGCAUCUAUUAUUUGUACCUUUGGAACAAACUCUCAAAAAAGGUUAAAUGGCAUGCACAUUUUAAAGACUUGUGAUAUAUAUUCUACAUUGCCCUCCAAAAAGAAUAUAUAUCAGUUCAUUCUCCAAGGAAUUUUAUACUUUUAUAAUAAAAGGAAACUACUGAAAUAAAC
Microcebus murinus (gray mouse lemur) is the source of this 1009-nucleotide messenger RNA. Lineage: Eukaryota; Metazoa; Chordata; Mammalia; Primates; Cheirogaleidae. The record is from RefSeq and is a predicted model, not a curated record.